Messenger RNA from Ilyonectria robusta, 1321 nucleotides. Its product is annotated as S-adenosyl-L-methionine-dependent methyltransferase. The transcript is spliced from 3 exons. The record is from RefSeq and is a predicted model, not a curated record. NCBI's taxonomy places the organism in Eukaryota, Fungi, Ascomycota, Sordariomycetes, Hypocreales, Nectriaceae. Gene Ontology annotation, molecular function: methyltransferase activity. The coding region runs from base 125 to 1198 and encodes 357 amino acids.
CAUAACCCCGCUUCAACGUGGUGUGAAGACGCUGGGUUUCUCCCGCGCGGCACACCGCAACGCAAAUCUUUCAACCUUGUUUAGUCGAGACUUUGAGUUCUUCAAUUGCCAGGAUAAGCAUAUAAUGACGGGUCCUACAUCUCCAGAGGGCAGUGCCCCCCAGCCGACCGCUAAGCCUGUGGCACCACUUACAGGAACCGUGACGCCGCCUCUGGCACUCCCUAACCUCGGGGUUAUCGAGGCCGACGACUUUCAAGUGGACAAUACCGACUCUUUUCUCGGCGAUGACGCUGCCAGUUCAACGGCCUCAAUCGGUAGCAGUAUUCUACGCUACCGUGAAGAAAACGGGCGCACUUAUCACGCAUACAAAGACGGGCAGUACUUGCUGCCAAAUGAUACCCGCGAGCAAGACCGUCUAGAUCUACAGCACCAUCUUUUCCUACUUACAUUCGACAAUAAAAUGCACCUUUCGCCCGCCGGGAGUGACGGGAAGAAACUACGCAAUGUACUAGAUGUCGGCACCGGAACUGGCGCGUGGGCUCUCGACUUCGCCGAUGAACAUCCCGAGACGCAGGUGAUUGGCGUUGAUCUGAGCCCUAUUCAGGGCGACUUCGCCCCGCCCAACUUGAACUUCCAAGUGGAUGAUCUGGAGGAACCGUGGACCUUCCACGUCAAAUUCGACUUUAUCUACAGCCGAAUGAUGACUGCAGGGCUUGCCGAUUGGCCUCGGUUCUUCGAGCAGGCGUUCGAAAACUUGACGCCUGGCGGGUGGCUUGAGCUGGCCGACAUCUGUCCCAUCACCUGCGAUGAUGGAACCAUGAAGCCAGACGCUGCUGUGUGUAGGUGGGUCAAUACACUCUUAGAUGGGACCAAAAUCGUCAACCGACCCUUUGAUGGCGCCUAUCAAUACAAAGAGCAGAUGGAAGCUGCAGGUUUCACAAAUUUGACCCAAGUUGUCUACAAAUGGCCACAGAACAGGUGGCCCAAGGAUCAAAGGCUCAAGGAACUCGGUGCGUGGACUCUCGAAAAUAUUUCUUCGGGUCUUGAAGGACUGAGCGCGGCGGUAUAUACGCGAGUUUUGGGCUGGAGCAAGGAAGAGAUGGAUGUUCUCCUUGCUGAAGUCCGGAAUGACUUGAAAAAUCCCGCUAUCCAUUCGUAUUGGCCAAUUGUGGUUGUAUACGGACAGAAGCCAGAGUAAGCAUUACUUCUUUGCCUUCGUUGUUCUUCUCUUCUCGAGAUUUUUAUAUUUAGACAAACGGACAAAUAUGCAGUUGUGUAGCGGAUCUAUACGUCAUGAACUCCGCAUUUUUUUCAGAUCGCC